Molecule: messenger RNA, 3948 nt
Organism: Myodes glareolus (Bank vole)
Lineage: Eukaryota; Metazoa; Chordata; Mammalia; Rodentia; Cricetidae
Gene: Gdap1
Product: ganglioside induced differentiation associated protein 1
Biological process (GO): mitochondrial fusion; mitochondrial fission
Cellular component (GO): mitochondrial outer membrane
Source: RefSeq, a predicted model, not a curated record
ACCAGAGGACGCCACAGAGAGCUUCCUGGCAAGAGGGCCCAGGGACGAGGCUGCCUGACCCGUGCACCCCGAAAUGGCUCGGAGGCAGGACGAGGCGCGGAUGGGCGCGCCCCUGAGGGCGGAAGGCCGGCCGGACGCGGAGGUCAGGCUCAUUCUGUACCACUGGACCCACUCCUUCAGCUCUCAAAAGGUGCGCUUGGUAAUUGCUGAAAAGGCACUGAAGUGCGAGGAACACGAUGUAAGUCUGCCCCUGAGUGAACACAAUGAGCCUUGGUUUAUGCGUUUGAACUCAACUGGAGAAGUGCCUGUCCUUAUCCACGGGGAAAACAUAAUUUGUGAGGCCACUCAGAUCAUUGAUUAUCUUGAACAGACUUUCCUGGAUGAAAGAACACCCAGGUUAAUGCCUGAUAAAGGAAGCAUGUAUUACCCACGGGUGCAGCAUUACCGAGAGCUUCUUGACUCCUUGCCGAUGGAUGCUUACACACAUGGCUGCAUUUUACAUCCUGAACUCACUGUGGAUUCCAUGAUCCCAGCUUAUGCAACCACAAGGAUUCGCAGCCAGAUUGGUAACACAGAGUCUGAACUGAAGAAACUUGCUGAAGAAAACCCUGACUUACAAGAGGCAUAUAUUGCCAAGCAGAAACGACUUAAGUCAAAGCUGCUUGAUCAUGACAAUGUCAAGUACUUGAAGAAAAUUCUUGAUGAGUUGGAGAAGGUCUUGGACCAGGUGGAAACUGAGCUACAAAGGAGAAAUGAAGAAACUCCAGAAGAGGGUCACCAGCCUUGGCUCUGUGGAGAAUCCUUUACCCUGGCAGAUGUCUCGUUGGCUGUCACAUUGCAUCGACUGAAGUUCCUGGGGUUUGCAAGGAGAAACUGGGGAAAUGGAAAGAGACCGAACUUGGAAACCUAUUAUGAACGUGUCUUGAAAAGAAAGACAUUUAACAAGGUUUUAGGACACGUCAACAAUAUAUUAAUCUCUGCCGUGCUGCCAACAGCGUUCCGGGUAGCCAAGAAAAGGGUCCCAAAAGUUCUUGGCACCACCCUUGUGGUUGGUUUGCUUGCAGGAAUGGGAUAUUUUGCAUUUAUGCUUUUCAGAAGGAGACUUGGCAGCAUGAUAUUAGCUCUUAGACCCAGACCAAAUUAUUUCUAGGUUUGUUGGGCUUUGGGGGAGCAACUCAUCCAACCAUUCCACCAGGCCUUCAUCCACUCUUCCAGACCCAGUGAAGACUUAUCCUGGGUAACUAGUAGAAAGCAUACUUUACAUUACUCCUCAGUGAGUUCCUGUGGGUAAAGGAGCUUAUGAUGUGGUAAAGUCUUCCUUCCUCCCUUGCUUCCUUCCCUGCUUCCUUCCUUGCUUCCUUCCUUCCUUCCUUCCUUCCUUCCUUCCUUUCUUUUAUGAGACGAUCUAUUACUAAUCUAUCCAUAAAGCAAGCAUGUGAAAGGUCAAAAUAUGUAAACGCUAACAGGUGGGGAGCAGACCUUUAAUGGAAAUUGUCGGUUCAUGCUCUCAGCUAUUUUUUGAGUGGUUGUAAUUAAGAGCAGACAAUAAUAAUAACCACUGACAUUCAUAGUGCUUCACCUGAGAUUGGCCACUGUUCUGGGAGUUGAGCAGUUACAAGGUCCUCCCCUGGAACUCAAAAGUCAUCUGUGCUACACUAGACAGGGUUCAGACCCCAACAUAGUACUGUUUCAUCUUCCAGUACCAACUUCAAGCAUAAAUUAGGGAGAAAAUGGGAAAGGGAAGAAAGAAAACGGGAGAAUGAAUUACAUCUAAGAUGGAGCAGUAGACUGACUUCCACUAGCCUCCACUGCUGCUCAUGGCUGCCUGUCACCUUGGUAAAUUUUGUGUAUAACUUCUUGUGGUCGUACCCACUCCUUAACUGAAGACUCAGGAGGAGAGGUCUGGGAAGUUAUUGGGGACAAUAUACUGGGGAGAACCCUACACAUUACAUACAAAACACCUCGUUUGACCUUAAUUAUGAAUCACAUAUCUUGAUUUGGUAAGAUUAAGUAAUUAUGCACUUGAUGAUGGGAUGCCCAUUGAAACAUAUAUGUCUAGAACAGAUUUGAAUAUCUAAAGGCAUAGUCAGGUGGUCCUCGUGGUUCCCAUGACCUUGUGAGGUACGGUCCUGUGGGCCCUAUGUUCAGUCCUGGGAGCCUUGGCCUCUAAAGCCCUCUUUAUUGUAAGGAAUGUGUAGAUGAAUGUCUCAGGUAAAAAUCAUGGCUUAUUACUGGUAGUGAAUAAUUUAAUGAGAGCCAAAUAUGCCCAUUUUUAUUUGGGAUACACAAUUUUUGGCCAGGCUUUGUGUUUUUUAAAUGCUUAUUAACAAAGCCUUAAAGAAAAAGAGGAGAGUCUAGCAUUGGAUGUUGACAGUUGAUUUGAGGGAGAUGAAAUAUACUGCUAGUGAUGCCCAUCCAUAUUCAUCCAUGUAUGGCCAAGUCUUUGGGGCGUGUGGUAUUCCAUUUGGAAGAAGCAGUUCUAGUAUGACCUAGGAGCAGCCGUGCUACUAUAAGGAAUGAUUAGUGCUCAGGAAAAACCUCCUAUUGAAACAAGGAGGCAGUUUGUGUGGAGCUGACUGUCAAGGCCUUCGAAGCAGCUUUAGAAGGCUGACGGGAAGCUUAUCCAAAGGCGGUGAGCUCAGAUUCCAGUGAGUACUGAAAGCCUGUUUCGAUGGCCUCAGGUCGGCUAUGCAUAUGACCAAAGAAUGUACCUGACUUUUUCAUUAAUGGAAAAAUGUCAUGUCUAUUAAAACAGUGACUUUCUGGUGGUAAAAACAAUUCUGUAAUUCCAUUCUGAUUCUAUAAUUCUUUUUGUAAUCUAGAUGUACUAGAAAAAUAGAAAACCCUCACAAACUGGUUGUGCCCUGUUUACGAAAGCACUAAUAACAUUCCGGUGUGAAUGCAAAUAAGCGACAAUGAAUAUGCUUACAGCACAUUUUUCUGUUUCAAUUUGCCCAUGUUGUUUUGAACUUGCUUGUUGUAGGACAUUGACGUGAUUGUAUUUGUAAAAGAGCCGCAGAAUUAAUUGACUAGUAAUUCAGAAUGUUUUAUGUCAUUCUGCAGAAAUAAAAGUGAGGCACAAAGAAGAAACAAUGGGAAUUUUGUAAAAUACAAAAACAAAAAAAUCUGCAGGGGGAAUUUGCCUGUAAAUGGAUUGUUAAAGACUGACUUUUCUUUUAGAAUAUGUCAUUACGGAAUCAGGAAAUCACUGGGAAACCUUUAUAAUUUUCUUAUACAAUCUAUCUGGAGGCAGAUGUGUACCAAUGUUAAGGGCGAAGUAUCCUUUAGUAUUUUCUGGGUAGGUGUUCCUGACUUAAUUGCUUUAAAACCACUUGUGUAGCGAUAGCAGCAUGGCCACUAGAUGUCACUAUUUACCCAGCAGUCUAAGCUUGUGUUCCAUUAGGCUCUGCAUGUCUUAGGUUCCAAGAGAAGAUAAAACAUUAAUGACCUUAGUUUCUAAAGUGAGGGCAUCUUCAUCAAGAUUGUUCAUCUAUGAAAAAGCUUGAGGCAAAUGUAGUAUUGAUUUCCUAAGCUUUGUGAGUGAUGACAACACUGUGUGAUGUCGGACUAAGGAGGCGCGCUGCACAGCCAUUGUCAGCCAGAAGUGCGUCUUCCUUUUCCCCCCGUCUUUGGUAACGGGCCAAUGAGCUUCCCAUGUGAACGCCACACUUGGAAAGUGCCAGAGGCACUAAAGAGUCAUCUAUUUCUGUCUUAACACACAUGCAUACUAUUUUAUUGUUACUGCCAUUAUAUGCCUUUUGAUUCUCAAAACUUGUGAACUGCUUGCUCAAGUUUUAAUAAUUAUUGCUGUUGAUGUCAAAGUUGUAGAUGGUGCUGUUGACUGUCAUGGGAAAAUCAAGAUAUUGUUCUGUCUGUAAGAUCAAUAAAACAAUUCGAAAAUAAAUGUUUUCGGGGACACAAAGAACUAAUUAAAAUAUUUUAAAAUUA